UCUCUCCCUCUCUAGACCAGCUGCGGAGGGCGACCACCGAAACCCCCUCCCGUCGGACGGACCGGAUCGAACCCACCUGGUUUCCUCCCCUCCUCGCCCGUGCCGUCGUGUCGCGUCGCCUCCACCACCAUCAUCAAGUCAUCAACCCACCGUCGGGCGGCACCUAGUUUCGCUCAACCUCCCGCAUAUAUCUCCCGCUCUCCUCUUGCCUCCUCCUCCAUCCCCAUCCACAUCCCCACCGGCUUGCUCCCUCUCUCUCUCUUGGGCGAUCAAGCGCGUUUCUUUGCUGCUGCUUCUUCGGCGGUCUUGUUGGCGAUGGGGGCCGGGAUGGUGGAGGUGGAGCUGGGGCCAGGGAUGGGGGCGGCCGAGUCCGUGCCGCCGGCCAAGAGGAGGCGGGUGGUGGCCCUAAAGACCGCGGCUUCGGCGGCGGGAAGGAGGCCGCGGCGCGCCAGGAGGCCGUCCGCCAUCCAGCGGCUCUUCCAGGCCUGCCGCGCCGUCUUCCGUGGCCCCGGCACCGUGCCCGCCCCCGCCGAGGUCGCCCUGCUCCGCGCCAUGCUCGACAGAAUGAGACCGGAGGACGUCGGCCUAAGCUCGGAAAUGGCCUUCUUCAGGAACAGGGACGCCGCAGCCGAAGGGACCCCGACGAUCACGCACACCACCAUAUACAAGUCUGAGAAAUUCUCCAUGGUUCUCUUCUUCUUGCCGACGAAUGCGGUCAUCCCCCUGCACAACCACCCCGGUAUGACGGUGUUCAACAAGCUGCUCAUCGGGUCGAUGCACGCAACGUCAUACGACUGGGCUGAUCCCGACGAUGAUCCGGCUAAUGAGAGCGGCGCUUCGUCGGCUGACGGUCAAUUGAGGCUGGCACAACUGGUCGUGGACGAUGUUUUCACGGCGCCGUGCGACACGUCGGUCCUGUUCCCGACGGCGGGAGGCAACAUGCACCGGUUCAGGGCCGUCGCGCCAUCCGCGUUCCUCGACAUCCUCGGCCCCCCUUACUCCAUCGAAGAGGACCGAGACUGCACGUACUACACGGACAUUCCAUACUCCCAGCAUCGCAUGACCGGCGGUGAGCUCGGCGGGGACGAGCAAGAAGGCCGGCGUCUCGCGUGGCUGAAAGAGGUGGAGAUGCCGAGGGAUCUGAAGAUGUGCAGCGUCCGGUACGGCGGCCCACCGAUCUCCGGCAGGUGAUCGAUGAUCCUUUCCUUCCAGCCCUUUUGCGACCGAUGAUGAGCUAUCAAGCGUCAACCCAACUCAAACCAGAUGGUGUCAGAAUCGUUGUUUACCUUGUGAAUACAGCAGCAAGCUAGUUAGUUGAGCCAUAAGAAUAGGUCUCAGUUUGUGCAUGAUGUCUCAAUCAGUUAUGGCAGUUUACCAUGUAAGAGUGCUUGCUUGCUUGCUUUUGCAGCAGCUGUGUACGUGGACCUUGACCAGGAGAUCCCUUUGUUGAUCUUUUUUCUCAAUACAUAGAAGAUCAUCCAUAGAUUUCA
Molecule: messenger RNA, 1490 nt
Organism: Hordeum vulgare subsp. vulgare (domesticated barley)
Lineage: Eukaryota; Viridiplantae; Streptophyta; Magnoliopsida; Poales; Poaceae
Product: plant cysteine oxidase 2-like
Exons: 5
Coding region: 316-1191 (291 amino acids)
Molecular function (GO): oxidoreductase activity, acting on single donors with incorporation of molecular oxygen, incorporation of two atoms of oxygen
Source: RefSeq, a predicted model, not a curated record